CAGCAGAACUUGAAGUAAUCUUCAACUCUUCUCUUUCCCACUUACUCCUCUGUUUCUUUCUUUAGUUUUCAUUCUCUAUCAGGAGGAAGCUGUAGUUCAGCAAUGGAAGAUAAGGUGGAGAAUUCCUCAGAUCAAAGAGAAAUGGGAAGCCAAGAAAUUCCCAGAAGACAGGAGGGUGGUCUCAUUACCAUACCAUUUAUAAUAGCAAAUGAAGCAUUUGAGAAGAUAGCAAGCUAUGGAUUGGUGUCAAACAUGAUACUUUACUUGAUAAAGAACUAUCACAUGAGCGUUGCUAAAGGCACCAGCGUUAUCUUCAUCUGGACAGCUGCUACCAGUUUCAUGCCUCUUCUCGGUGCUUUCCUCUCUGAUUCAUAUCUGGGUCGUUUCCUCACCAUUGGCUUUGGUUCCAUCACCAGUCUACUGGGGAUAGUUCUUUUAUGGUUAACAGCCAUGGUACCAGAAUCAAAGCCUCCCCCUUGCAUUCCUUCAAGCCUGACUUGUAGAUCACCAACGGCAGCACAAUUGACUCACCUAUUCUCCUCUCUUGCUCUGAUUUCCAUUGGGGCUGGUGGUGUUAGGCCAUGCUCCAUAGCGUUUGGAGCUGAUCAAUUAGAGCGAAGAGAUAACUCAAAACAUCAGGGGAUCUUAGAGAGCUUCUUUGGUUGGUACUAUGCUUCAUCGUUUCUUGCUGUUCUAAUUGCUUUGACAGGAAUUGUUUACUUGCAAGAUCACAUAGGAUGGAAAGUGGGUUUUGGAGUUCCAGCCGUUCUAAUGUUCGUUGCUACUAUUGUGUUUUUCAUUGCCUCUCCUCUCUACCUCAAGAAGAAACCAAAGAAAAGCUUGUUUACUGGCCUUGCCCAAGUGAUUGUUGUUUCUUAUAGAAACAGAAACCUCUCGUUUCCCUCUACAAAUUCAAGGGAGCAUUACCAUCACAAUGGGGAUUCAAAGAUUGUUGUGCCUUCUGAUAAGUUAAGAUUUUUGAAUAAAGCUUGCAUCAUUAGAAAUCCUGAACAAGAUAUAGGCCCUGAUGGCUUGGCUGUAGAUCCAUGGAGACUUUGCACAAUAGAGCAAGUAGAAGAGCUAAAGGCACUCAUAAAGGUCUUACCGGUGUGGAGCACAGGGAUCAUGCUGUCAAUAACUGCUAGCCAGAGCUCGUUCAUGUUGCUCCAGGCUAGCUCCAUGGAUAGACACAUUUCUCAAAGGUUUCAAAUUCCAGCAGCAUCUUUUGCUACCUUUGGCCUUAUCAUAAUGGUGAUAUGGGUUAUUCUGUAUGACCGUGUGAUUCUCCCCUUGGCUUCAAAGAUCAAGGGUAAACCAGUGCAGUUAAGUGUUAAACUAAGGAUGGGAAUUGGGCUGUUUCUUUCGUGGAUGGCAAUGGUAGUUUCAGCAAUCAUUGAGAGUAUUAGACGAGGGAAGGCAAUCCAGGAAGGCUACUUAAACAAUGCUAGUGCAGUGUUAGACAUGUCUGCAAUGUGGCUUGUGCCACAAUAUUGCUUGCUUGGCUUAGCUGAAGCUUUCACUGCAAUAGGGCAAACUGAGUUCUUUUAUACUGAGCUCCCUAAAAGCCUGUCAAGUAUUGCAGCUUCUCUCUUUGGGCUAGGAAUGGCUGUGGCCAAUUUGCUAUCCACUGUUGUAGUUAGCACUGUGAAUGACCUAACCUCAAGAGGGGGGAAAGAGAGUUGGGUUUCGAGCAACAUAAACAAAGGUCAUUACAACUAUUACUAUUGGGUUCUCGCUGUAAUGAGCUUCAUCAAUCUGCUUUACUUCCUCCUUUGUAGCUGGGCUUAUGGCCCCUGUGGUGAACAGGUAACAAAAGUAAGAGAUACUGGAAAUGACUCAAAAAAGGAGGAAGCAUUACCUAAUCUAGUUGGGAUUAGAUUGAAGGAGGAUGAAAAAUGAUCCAAGUCCUGGGGUUUGCUCCCCUAAUUGGUGUUCUUGAUCAAAGUAUUAUGUUUUGCAGUAAGCUUAUACCUACAACUCUUAUUGUGAUGAUGAGUGCUUUUAAUCUUGGAAUGACUGUUAGAAGUUUUCUGUUAAUGGUGGGGAUAGUUAUUACUGUUAUAGUUUUCUUUUUUUUUUUUUUUUCUGAAGCCUUGACAUUGCUCCGACUUUUGUUACUUUUUGUGUGUGAAUUUCUAUAGCUUUUGCUGCAAUACCGUAUUUUUUGCCUCCUUUCACGGUUGUAUUUGUCAUGGUAGUUUGCCCACGAUUUUGUAAAUAGUUUUUCAUCCAUAAUUUUCUGUUUGUUGAUCACUCUAUACAAGGCUCUUGGUCGUUGAGCUUCAUUGGAAUUCUGAAAAGUGUAUUGUAAACACCAUGUACG
Molecule: messenger RNA, 2323 nt
Organism: Rubroshorea leprosula
Lineage: Eukaryota; Viridiplantae; Streptophyta; Magnoliopsida; Malvales; Dipterocarpaceae
Source: the annotation of a GenBank genome assembly